Messenger RNA from Lucilia cuprina (Australian sheep blowfly), 3257 nucleotides. It is a transcript of the gene put, whose product is annotated as activin receptor type-2A. The record is from RefSeq and is a predicted model, not a curated record. The coding region runs from base 649 to 2226 and encodes 525 amino acids. Gene Ontology annotation, biological process: activin receptor signaling pathway; protein phosphorylation; cellular response to growth factor stimulus. The transcript is spliced from 8 exons. Gene Ontology annotation, cellular component: activin receptor complex; plasma membrane. Gene Ontology annotation, molecular function: activin binding; activin receptor activity; ATP binding. NCBI's taxonomy places the organism in Eukaryota, Metazoa, Arthropoda, Insecta, Diptera, Calliphoridae.
AAAUGUCAUUUAUUAAAAAAGACACAAAUACAGCGGGAGCAACAAAUUUUUCAUACGGAGUGAAAAUUGAUAAAAUAGUGUUUUAAAAUUGAACAAAAUUAAUAUAUUUCGGCUAAAUUUACUAAAAUUUAUUUGUUUAAUACUGAAUUACAUAAAUAAAAUAAAGCGUGUGUAUAGCUAAUAAACAGCAAAAUAAAUUGCUGCAGAAAAAAUGUGUACAAUACCAUCUACAACGAAUAUGAAAAAAUAAGAAAACAUAUAAAAAAAUUAAAGAAAUGUAGAAAAAGUGUACAACAAUAAAAACGACAACAACAACAUAAUAAUAAGCGCCAGAGGAGCGCCAGUAUUCUUUAAAAGAAAUCCAAAAAAAGUUGAUACAUAAUAACAUGUCUAUUCCAAGUCUCCAACACAAUGUGGACAAGAAAUAAUAGAAAUUCAUGUUACGAAAGUGUUAUUUUAACAACAGAAUCAAAAUAAAGUUUCAAAAUAAAUGAUAAAAUCAAAAAAGCUACCUAAAAUUGUAGACCAAAAUAUAUUUACUUAAAAUACUACUUUUAAUUAUUGCGGGUUUAUUGUUGAAAAUCUGCUUAAACACUUUAUUACCGUCAUCAUUAUUAGAAUUGUUGUUACUGUUAAAAUAGUAACACAAUGUUGCAAUUAUCUUGGAAACCUUUAAUACCCUUUGGUAUAUCCUUACUACUGGGAUUUUGUUUUUGUCUUUCCGAAUCAGCAAUCUUACCGCCCGAUCAUAAUGUUGAUUGUGAACAUUACGAUGAGAAAGAGUGUAUGACGCGUGGUGAUUGUGCCACAAAAAUUGAACAUUGUAAAUUUGAUUCGGAUAAACCGCCAAGUUGUUAUGUUUUAUGGUCACGUGAUGAAAUGACGGGCGAAGACCAUAUUAAAAUGAAGGGUUGCUUCUCUCAAACUCCUGAAUGUAAUCAAACAGAAUGUGUUACGAGUUCUGAGCCUCGUAAGAAUAAUAUGAAUUUAUUGCAUUUUUGUUGUUGCAAACAAUCAAUGUGUAACACUGCACAAAAAUGGGAACCAACUACAACAGAAGCAACAACACAAGUGCCGAAAGAGAAGACCCCAGAAAAUACUGAUUUUAUAUAUAUCGUUAUUUGUUCAGUCAUACUUGCCAUUUUAAUAACUAUAACAGGUAUUGGUCUAUUUUUAUAUCGUAGACGUAAACAAGCCAAUUUCAAUGAAAUACCUACAAAUGAAGCUGAAAUAACCAAUUCAUCACCAUUACUCAGUAAUAGACCCAUACAAUUGUUAGAAUUAAAAGCCAGUGGUCGUUUCGGUGAUGUUUGGCAGGCGAAACUCCACAAUCAAGAUGUGGCAGUAAAAAUAUUUCGCAUGCAAGAGAAAGAAUCAUGGAAUACUGAAUUGGAAAUUUACAAAUUACCACGUAUGCGUCAUCCGAAUAUUUUGGAAUUUUUAGGUCAUGAAAAACACACGGAAAAAAUACAACAAGAAUUUUGGCUUAUAUCGGCUUAUCAACAUAAUGGUUCAUUGUGUGAUUAUUUAAAAUCUCAUACCAUAACAUAUCAAGAACUAUGUAAAAUAGCCGAAUCAAUGGCUUGUGGUUUGGCUCAUUUACACGAAGAGAUCUUGGCAACAAAAACCGAAGGUCUUAAGCCGUCCAUUGCACAUCGUGAUUUUAAGUCGAAAAAUGUUUUACUCAAAAAUGAUUUGACGGCAUGUAUUGCGGAUUUUGGUUUAGCUAUGAUAUUUCAACCGGGCAAACCUUGUGGUGAUACACAUGGCCAAGUGGGUACCAGACGUUAUAUGGCUCCUGAGGUCUUGGAGGGGGCCAUCAAUUUCAAUCGUGAUGCUUUUCUACGUAUUGACGUUUAUGCUUGUGGUCUAGUGCUGUGGGAAAUGGUAUCACGUUGUGAUGCAACAGGUCCUGUUGGAGAAUUCUUAUUGCCAUUUGAAGCAGAGCUGGGCCAAAGACCCACCUUGGAUGAGGUACAGGAGAAUGUUGUUAUGAAAAAAUUACGUCCACAAAUUUUAAAUUCAUGGCGUUCACAUCCGGGUAUCAGCAUUAUAUGUGACACAAUGGAAGAGUGUUGGGAUCAUGAUGCCGAGGCACGUCUCUCCUCCUCUUGUGUUAUGGAACGUUUUCUACAGCUACAAAAAUAUCCCACCACAAUGUUAAUUAAAACAAAUACAAAUAAUAUUGUGGUCGAUGCUAAAGAUUCGAAUAAUUUAAGCUUAUAGAACAGGUAUUAAAUCACUCUUAUUUAUAAAGAGCCUUAUUCAUAACAAUUUAUCAGAGAUAAGACAAAUUUAAACAAAAUUUGUUAUAUAAACUUUUGAAAAUUUGUUAUGAAUAAUGCAAUAAAAAUUGUCUUAACCAAAAUACACAAUUACACAUACGAAAGCGUUAAGGCACAAAUAAUAAGAGUGAUAUUUAGUUAUCUUAUUAACAAAGGCGCGCCACAAAAUACAAAAAUAAAAUAAUUAUAAUUAAAUUUCAGUAGAGUUUUUUGUUGGUUUUAAAACAAUUGACAAAAUAAUAAUUGUUUUGAAUGGAACCUAAUCCUUUAAGUCGUUAAAAACAAACAAACAAAAAAAUACUCUUACAUGGUUUACACAAUGUCAAGUUAAAAUGUUUUUGGUUAGAAACUGUUAACGUCGUCUAAUUGUAUUCAGGAGUUAUUUAUUAAUAUGUAAAUGAUGUUGUGUAUAAAAAACAAGCCUAGAGGAAAAUAUAUUAUAAAUAUUUCCUUGAAAAAAUUUUACGACCUUUGGAUGAAUGGAUCAUUGUUUUAGAAAAUUUGUUUCUAAAUCAUUUGUUGAUCUUUUUAGGUAAAAAAAAUAAUGAUUUUUUGCAUUAAAAGAUUUUCAUAAUGUUUUAUAUUUGUUUUAUAAAUACAAAAUACAUAUAAAUAGUUUUAUUUGUCACGAAUGAGAAAAAAUAUUAACAAAAUAAACUUAAGAACAAAUAAAGAUGUAAAAUAUAUUUUAAGUCAGUCUUGUCUGCAUAGACUUUCUGUCUCUUAUGGGAAAUUGGAAAUAUUAAUGUAAAAAAAAUUAAAUUAAAAAUUUCAUUUAUGCAAUGAAAUAAAACAAUUAAAAAUAUUUUUUACUUUUAAAUUAUUUUUAAAUUUUGAAUGGUUUUAAUUACCAAGAUUUAAUUACUUUUCAAAUUUUCAUUGUAUUUCCUAUAAUUUACCACCUAAAUAUCAUAAGUCAAGACAAGACUGUGUUAAGUAUUUAUUAAUUAAAAUUUUUAACCGAUAAAAAAA